Molecule: messenger RNA, 2394 nt
Organism: Salvelinus namaycush (lake trout)
Lineage: Eukaryota; Metazoa; Chordata; Actinopteri; Salmoniformes; Salmonidae
Product: high affinity nerve growth factor receptor-like
Exons: 16
Coding region: 1-2394 (797 amino acids)
Biological process (GO): protein phosphorylation; cell surface receptor protein tyrosine kinase signaling pathway; regulation of phosphatidylinositol 3-kinase/protein kinase B signal transduction
Cellular component (GO): axon; signaling receptor complex; plasma membrane
Molecular function (GO): transmembrane receptor protein tyrosine kinase activity; ATP binding; neurotrophin receptor activity
Source: RefSeq, a predicted model, not a curated record
AUGGCUGUGGGUUCUGCUCCAUGGGCCGCCCCACUGGCCCUGGUACUACUGGCAAUCACCCUGGCAGUGCCAGCUCUGGGAGGGUGCCCAUCCGCCUGCCGGUGCUCCUUCGCCAUGCUGCAGUGCCUGGAGCCCAAUGGCAUUGCCACUAUACCCGCGUUGGCACUACAGGAGAGCGAAAACGUCACGGAAAUUUACAUCGAAAAUCAAGCCGACCUGGAGAACAUUACAGAAGUAGACCUUGCCAACUAUAGAGAGUUGAAGAAUCUCACGGUCACGUUCUGCAGGCUGGCGUACAUCUCGGCUAAUGCUUUCCAACACAACAUCAAGCUCCAAUAUGUAAACCUGGCAUCUAACUCCCUGGAGCAUAUCAGUUGGAAGGUGUUCCAUUUUCUUCCCCUGCUCAACCUGGUUUUGAGGGACAACCCCCUUGAGUGCUCCUGUGAUAUCCAUUGGCUGCAGCAAUGGCAGCUUAACGACCACAGUGACCUUGACAACCAACCGCUACAUUGCCUCUCCAAUGGCCAUGCCCGACGGUUGGACUCCUUAGUGAUGGAGAAUUGCACUGUACCGGAUGUCGCCAUUGUCCAUGCCAACACCAAGGUCCAGGAGGGGGGCAACCUGACAUUUGUGUGUCAGGUGACAGGAGUGCCCAUGCCUGUAGUGAGGUGGCGCACUAAUAAACUGCUGUCUCGCUAUACUGUACAGGAGAGGUUCUGGGGAUCCACUUUGGAGCUGGAGCUGCAGCUGUGGAAUAUGUCCUCAGAAGACAACCUGCACAACUUGACCUGUGAGGCAGAGAACCGGGCCGGGCCUGGAGAAGAGAAAGUGACGUUGGACAUUGAAUUUCCAGCCAAAAUCAUAUUCCUGCACAACGCCGAGCAACAGCACCACUGGUGUUUCCCCUUUAAGGUGGACGGGAACCCUGAGCCAACCAUCCGCUGGCUUUUCAAUGGCUCCAACCUGACCGAGGGCCGUUACACCUACACACAGUUCAUUCCUGACUCGGACGACGGCUCUGUGAAGCACGGUUGUCUAUUUCUCAACAAGCCCACCCACCUGAACAACGGCCUCUACACCAUCAUUGUGGAGAACAGACUGGGCGUGGACGAAGCCACGGCCACAGGGAUGUUCAUGGACAACCCCUUUGACCCCUUUGAUCCUGAGGGCAUCAUCCCAGUUCCCACCAACAAAUCUAAUGAGGAUGUCACUGAGAACCUGGAGAGCAGAGUGUUUGGGGUGUCGGUGGCAGUGGGUCUGGCUGUGUUUGCUUGCACCUUCAUCCUCAUUAUGGUACUGGUCAUCAACAAGUGUGGCCAGCAGUCCAAGUUUGGUAUUCACCGUUCAUCUGUCUUGGGAACAGAGGAUGAUCUUGCUGUGUCACUGCGUUUCAUGAACUUUGGGGCCAGCCCUCCUUCCUCUGACGACUCUGGGAUGUCCAGCUUUGUGGAGAACCCCCAGUACUUCUGUGGCAUUUUCAAAGACAAAGACAUGUGUGUGCAGCACAUUAAAAGACAGGACAUAGUUCUGAAGUGGGAACUAGGUGAGGGGGCAUUUGGCAAAGUCUACCUGGCAGAGUGUGCCAACCUCAGUCCGGACAGUGACAAAAUGCUGGUGGCCAUCAAGACUCUGAAGGAUGCCAAUGAGUCGACCCGGCAGGACUUCCAGAGAGAGGCUGAGCUGCUCACAGUCCUCCAGCACCAGAACAUUGUUCGCUUCUAUGGAGUGUGUACAGAUGGCGAGCCACUGGCGAUGGUGUUUGAAUACAUGAGACAUGGAGACCUCAACCGCUUCCUCAGAGCGCACGGUCCAGACGCCCAUAUCCUGGAGGAGGUGAAGAUGCCCCCGCUGGGCCAGCUCACUCUUCCCCAGAUGCUGCACAUCGCCGCCCAGAUCGCCUCAGGCAUGGUCUACCUGGCCUCCCUUCACUUUGUGCACCGGGACCUGGCCACACGCAACUGCCUGGUGGGAGAUAUGGGAGAGGGUCUGAUGGUCAAGAUAGGAGACUUCGGCAUGUCCCGGGACAUCUACAGCACAGACUACUACAGGGUGGGUGGGCGUACGAUGCUUCCUAUUCGCUGGAUGCCCCCGGAAAGCAUCAUGUACAGGAAGUUCACCACGGAGAGUGAUAUCUGGAGCUUUGGAGUGGUCCUCUGGGAGAUCUUCACCUAUGGGAAACAGCCCUGGUACCAGCUCUCCAACAGCGAGGCUAUCGAGUGCAUAACACAGGGCCGGGAGCUGGAGAGACCACGCACUUGCCCCAAGGAGGUACACAGCCUGAUGCAGGGCUGCUGGCAGAGGGAACCCCAGCAGAGACUGGUCAUCAAGGACAUCCACAGCCGCCUCCUGUCCCUGGUUAAGAGUCCCCCUAUCUAUCUGGACAUCCUGGGGUAG